This is a messenger RNA of Paramisgurnus dabryanus, 8379 nucleotides long. RefSeq names its product helicase with zinc finger 2a (gene helz2a). Gene Ontology annotation, molecular function: RNA nuclease activity; ATP hydrolysis activity; RNA binding. The record is from RefSeq and is a predicted model, not a curated record. NCBI's taxonomy places the organism in Eukaryota, Metazoa, Chordata, Actinopteri, Cypriniformes, Cobitidae.
GCUCUUCAUGAAUAAUGAAACUGAAACCUAAUCCUGUAUUUGCAUUUGUUUUGCAAGUCCACAGUGAGAUGACUCGAGAGUUCAUUCAUAAACUUAGGGAGUGUCAAUAAGUGUUGCUGAGCAAUAUCUCUAUAUAAACUGCUUGAAGACGUCUCAGAGUUAUUAGACGUAUCAACAGAGACUGAGACAUCUGCUGGAUCAUAACGUAUCAGAAGAUCUUAGAUGACAAAGAAAUGAUAGAGGAAUUUCAUCUUCUCUGAAUCAUGAAGUUCUGUAAGUUAUGCAAGCAGCGGUUUUCCACAGAGGAGGAUUUCAUGAAUCACUGUUUCACUGCAGAGCACAGGAGACUGAUCUUUGAAGAUGCAUCUUCUCAAUGGAAGCACCGUGAUCCACCACAAACAUAUAAAGACCUAAAACUGUGUGAAAGAUCCCUGACAUGUGAGUAUGGAGGUAACUGCACAAAGGCUCACAGUAAAGAGGAACUUAAAGAAUGGAAAAAACGAAUAAAGGAUGUUCGGAAAAGAGCUCAGAAUGCAUCCGAUCAAGGUCUGUUGUCCUAUCAGGAUGAUCUUCUGGAGGAAUACAGGCACAGCAAGGAUAAAGAAAAGAUUGUGAGCGACACCAUUGACAUCCCUGAUGUUUCUGUCACAUGUGAUUCAGAAUUAGAUUGUGUUUAUGUAAGGGAUGCUGGAAUCCCGAAUACAUGGAAUUUUACCAUUACGUCUAAGGAACCUUUAGAAGUUGUUGCUUUACUCAGACGAAACAUUGGAGCCAAAUUCACUCUCAAUAAAGACCACCAUACAGAACAGACCUAUUCCACUGGUGACUGGUUUCUAACUGAACUCAUCACUGAUCUAAAAGUGUAUGAAGUCCCAGUGUCAUUCACAUCUGAUCGGCUGGGCAUGUAUGAGCAGUGGAUCGUGUUUGACUUUAAUAUGAGACCUGUACUGAUGAAAAAACUCAAGAUUAGAGUUGGAAAGGACAUGGAGAGUUGUGGCGAGGAAACACCAGAUUUGACUCCAGAACCAAAGUGUCAUGGAGUGAAGCCAUGGAGUGAAGAAAACAUAGAAAUUAUCCAUUUUCUUCAGAGAGAAGAGGCAGAGAAAGAACUGCUAAAUAAAUACAAGCUGAUAGUGAAACACCAUAUGAACAGAUCAAUUACUCUUGAAAAUUACAAAGACAGCAUGCAUAGUUUUUUAUACCAGGAGGAAAAGAUGGUAGUUGAACUGCUUUCAAGGCUGAAUCAACGAGGGUCAGCGCAACUGACAAAUCACCUGUCAGAUCCGAUGUCUGGAUUGAAAAUUGCUCUCCAAGGGGAACUUUUUGCUUCUGUUGAUCUGUCUCGACCUCUCACUCCUGACACUCCUCAAGGUUACAUCAUGAAAAGAAAUGCUGUCAGAGUUCUGGUGCGUGUGGCAGAAACUGAUGAUCACCACAUGCCUGUUUACGAGACUAAAUUAAUAAAAGAUACUGCCUCUGAGACACAAAUACAUCUACAGCUUUCUGAACGAUGCUGCACCGAUUUAAAUCUGCAGAAUGAGCAGAAAUGUGAGAUGGAGGUCCAGUUCCAUCUAAAUCGUCUUUGGUUCUGUCAGAUGCACAAGGCUAUCGAUGAUCUCCCAGAUCUGGACCAAGUUUUGCCUGAUCUUAAAAACUGCAGCAUUCAAGUUUCUGAUCUGUCAGAUAUAAGGGACUUAAAUAAGCACCAAAAAGCUGCGAUGAACUUCAUCCGAGCUGAAACAGACAACAGAACCAGUGUGCCACCUUUAUUGAUUUAUGGACCUUUUGGGACAGGAAAAACUUUGACCCUGGCAAAGAUGGCCCAGGUUCUUGUGCAGCAACCAUCAAACAAAAUCUUGAUUUGUACACACACAAACAGCUCGGCUGAUCUUUAUGUCGAAAAACAUUUCCACAAAUUCGUAACUGAUAAUCCUGAAGCCAGACUCUUGAGAAUAAAGACAAAAGAAAGGAAUCUCCAAUCCACAGAUCUGAUCACACUACAGUACUGUUAUUUAUCUAAAGAUGGCCAUCACUUUGAAUUUCCAGAUAAAGCUGUUUUGGAUUCUACAAGAAUCAUAAUAACAACAACUGCAAUGGCCUGUUACUUUCACAACAUGAGGCUACCUGAAAACUACUUCAGUCACAUUCUGAUCGAUGAAGCCUCUCAGAUGUUGGAGUGUGAAGCUCUUGUGGCCCUCGGCCUGGCAGGUAAAAAGACGCGUGUUGUUUUAGCAGGAGAUCACAUGCAAAUGGGACCCAAACUCUUCUCUGUGACUCAAGACGAAUGCUCACAAUACACGCUGCUGAAUCGCCUCUUCUAUCACUACCAAGCUGAAAACAGCAGCGCUGCCAAACACAGCCGAAUCAUUUUCAACGAAAACUACCGCUCGACAAAAGACAUUGUGGACUUUGUUUCAACACAUUUUUAUGUGGGAAAGAGUAAUGUGAUCAAGGCUAGAGGAGACGUGCCUUCACACCCAGACCAACAUGCCCUGCAGUUCCAUCACGUAAGAGGAAAAUGUUAUUUGGACUCAACACGUUCAUCCUGGUUCAACCACGAAGAGUCUCAAAGUGUUGUUGACACUGUGAAAAAAAUAAGUAGUAACUGGCCUUCACAGUGGUGCGAACAAGAUUCAACAUCGAUCUGUGUUCUUUCACAAGGUGCACAGGUUUAUACAAUAAGGCAAAGAUUGCGUGACCUUAGACUGGCCCAUAUCACUGUGGAAAAUGCAGAAAACGUGCAAGGAAAACAAUUCAGAGUAAUUGUGAUUUCCACUGUGCACACAAAGGACAGUCUGUUGGGGAUCGACCAGUCCUUUCUUGAGUUUUUCAAUGACAUGCGUGUGCUGAACACUGUUAUGACAAGAGCUCAAUCUCAAAUAGUUGUAGUCGGAGAUGCAGCUGCGCUUUCGAGCCCUCACUUUGGAACGUGCUGGAGGCUCUGGAGGUCUUACAUAGAGCAUUGCAUUAACAAGGAAAGCGCUUAUGACCUUGCAGAAAGUUUCUGGAAACAAGAUCUUCUUGAUAUAUCAGAGCUCUGCAGAAGUGAGGAUGAUGGGAGGAGCGAUUGUGAAUCAAUCACAUCUGAGAUUUCGGACAUAGAUGACCCAAUACUUCAAGAGCUUCUUGAUGAGAGCAAGGAUAUAAACAUUUCAUUGACAGAGGAAGGCUUGUUUACAGUUUUACAAAAUAAGCAUCUUGUCGGAAAUGUGGUAAGCCAAAAUAUAGAAGUAGAUGCAGAGCAACAGUGUGGAUUAAACAUCCAUAAAUGCUGUGAGAUAGUCAUGGAGAGGUUUGACCAAGGUUAUGCUAUACCACUUGAUGAGCCAACUAGAAGAAUUGACAUCAGGGGUAGACAGAACAUGGGCCAGUCAUUCCCUGGAGACAAGGUACGAGUGGAGAUCCUGAAUGAACAUUCAAAUCCUCCGAUGGGAAAAGUAAUCCAGGUUCUUGAAAGUGCAGAUACCCUCAAAGAGUUUGUCUGCACCCUUGAAAGACAUGACAGUCAGGUGAUGAGACCAAUUAACAAACGUAUCAGCAACAUUUUGACACCAUUUUGUAAGGAUAAACCAAAUCACAUUGCAGUACGUUAUCCUGGGGGGGACCACACAAUACAGAAGUUCAUUAAAGUAAAUGAAGAGACUCGCAGAAAUUAUCUCUUUGUUGUCAGGAUCUGUCAAUGGAGAAAAGGUUUCCGGUUACCUUUAGGCAUUGUUGUGGGAGUGUUUCGAAAAGUGGCAUCUUUAGAGGAUUGGUUAGAUGUGCUUGACAUAGAGUUCCAGUUGAGGAGGACACUUUCUGAAGAUGUGAAGAGAAAGAUGCUAGAUUUUCAAGAUUUUCAUGUAUUUGAAGAUGGACGAAAAGAUUUCAGAGACCUACCAACAUUCACCAUUGAUUCAGAAGUUUCUGAAGACCUCGAUGAUGCAAUCAGUGUAAGGAAUUUGGGUGACUGCUAUGAAAUAGGAGUUCACAUUUCUGAUGUUGCUAGCUUUGUUAGGAAAGACAGUGAACUGGACAAAUAUGCAAGAAAGCAAGGUACUACCUUCUAUCCACCUGACAGGGAGCCAAGACAUAUGUUUCCUGAAGAGCUAAGUGUCAAAUUUUUUAGUUUAAUCCCUAAUCAUGACAGACAUGCAAUCUCCUUGAUAAUAGAAGUAGAUAAAAAGACAGAUCAUGUUAAAAGAAGAUAUUUUGUCAAGUCCAUCAUUUGUUCCAAAAGGAGGUUUUCGUAUUCCGAAGUUGAUGAUAUCCUUGAGAAGCAAGUCGAUAGUCAGCACUUUGACCUCCUUGAAGUCUGCCUUGUGAUAGCUUGUCACUUUGCAGAUGUUCACCGUAAAUACAGAAAACAAGAAGACUGGUGCUACAAGUCUCCAGAUGAGAAUACACCUCUCGGAAGACGGCGAUCUCACAGAAUGGUUGAGGAGCUGAUGAUCAUGUUCAACCACACAGUUGCUGAGCGGCUUCUGUAUGAUAAGGCAACAAGAAGCCUGAUUCCACUCAGAUGCCAAGAAAGCCCCAAAAGCAAACAUAUACAGGACCUUUUGGACAAGAAUGCUUCUCUGGUUCCUCUGUCAGUGCAUCUCUCAUGUCAAGCUGAUGUAACUAGACUUGAUUCUCAAACAAUGAGUAGACACUACGCCAGCACGUCAAACCCAAUCGCUGAUGUUUCUGAAACCUUCCCCAUAUUAAUAUCACUUCUGAAAUGUCUUAAGGCAGCUGCACGGAACAAAGACAUCUACAGAAUUAUUGACUUAAUAACAACUGAUGACAUUCACCCCCAGCUUCUUCCUUCUGCUAUCGCAUUUAGGAAACUCUUUCAGAAAGCUAACUUUUGGCGCUCAAACUCCACAUAUGCCUCAAGAAUUGGGCACAGUGAUUUGAAUCUUGACAGCUAUACACAGGCCUCAUCUCCAAUACGCCGAUAUGUAGACAUUAUUGUGCAACGCCUUCUUCAUUCUGUGAUUGACAAGACAGAUGUUAGCUACACAUCAAAUGACAUUAAUAUGUCUUGUGUCGAAUUCUCAAGAAAAAAUGACUAUCAGUCAGCAUAUAACAGGAAAGUGCAUGCCCUACAUUUUGCAUCAAAACUGUCAACUCAAAAUGAAAGAAAGGUGGCGUACAUUGUGGAGGUCAUUCCAUUAGCAACAAACUUCAAAGUCUCUUUUCCACUUAACCGAGCUUCUAUGUCGGACAAGACUGGUAUUAUGUACAGGGACCUUCAGCUGGCAGAUCAACCAGAGUAUGAUGAAAGAAACCACAGCAUGAUCUUGAAAUGGGUGCGAAGGAUAUAUUCAUUCUCCAAUCCUGACAUACACUCUGAACUACAAAAACAAAGUCCGGACUCUAUCCUUUCCUAUGUCCCAGCCAAGUUCUGGCAAGAACUAGUUGCUGCUAUCAAAGAAGAAAAGUGGAACUCAUUGUUUGGUUUGAUUGAAGAUGUUGACGUGAACUCGACAUCCCACGUAAAACAAUUUCAGGAACUUUCUGCUCCAACAGGAGGACAUUAUGCCAAACUGUCACUGAGAUUAAAGCAAGGUGAGGCAGUCGAGGUGCAGCUGGGUACAACCACUGCUUUUACAAUGAUGACACCCGUGGUUCAGGUGUUUGUCGUGCACCCAAAAUUUGAGCUAUGUAUGGAGCAUGUGAGAGACCCAAUCAAGUGUUUUUCAGAAUACGUGUUCCGUUCAUCAAGGGAUUCAUACAAUUCAUUUGAGGAAUAUCAAAGAAUAUGGGCACCGUUGUGUCAAAUGGAGUCGGUCUUCAAUGCUGUGGCUGAAAAUGAGAGCAUUGUUUUGGAGGAUGUAGCUUUAAAAUGGACAACAUCUCAUCAAGAGAAGCUUCAAGGACUUUUUGUACUUCCAUUUGACAAAAAGAAACAGUGGUCCAUUGAAUGCGACCUUGAGAACUGCUUCCUCUGCAUCCGACGAAGGAAUUGCAUAAACAACUGUAGUCCGUUCCUGGAGAACACUGCCUAUCUGACAGAUAAUCCUGCUGUCAUCUGGGUUGCCCAUGGUGUGGUCACAAAUGUUGAAGAAACUAAAUUCAAUGAUUUGGUAAUCGCUUUUCAAAUAACCCAUAUGGCAAUGACAAACAUUCCUGAGGAAAUCUUCUGUGAGGACACGAGAUUUACAGUGGAACUCAUUCCAGAGCUUCUGCCAGAUGUGCGCAAGAAGGUGGCAAUUGACGGUUUGACCAAAGCUAACCAACUUGUGAGAAAUAUUGCCAUGGGCAAGAAAAUAAACUGUCAAAGAGGAAGCCCUAAUUGGGGCCAAAUGCCUGUCAGAUUUGAGAUUGGUUUUUUCCAUCUUAACAACAGUCAGUGUAAGGCUGUAAGAGAGGCACUUACCAACCCAUUUACUCUUAUACAAGGACCACCAGGAACUGGAAAAACAGUGGUUGGUGUCCAUAUUGUGUUCUGGUUGCUCAAGAAAAUACAAGCACUUACUAGCUGUAAUUUUCAGAAGAAGAGAGCCAUACUGUACUGCGGACCAUCAAAUAAAUCUGUUGAUGUAGUUGCAGGUCAUCUACUAAAACUAAAUCAAACAAGACCUCUGAGAGUCUACAGUGAACAGAUUGAGAUGUUGGAGUUUCCUUACCCAGGCUGCAGUUUGAAGCUCUUACGUCAAUCCAAAAGAGCAGAAAAACCCAACACAGAGCUCAGUUCCAUUGCAUUGCAUCAUCUGAUUCGAAAGGAUGGCAAACCGUUCUCUAAAGAAAUAAAGGACUUUGAUAAGCGUAUUCAAAGAGAAGAGCAACUCACUGAGGAAGAAAUAUCAUGCUACAAGGAACUGCUCAUAAAAGCUCGUAAGGAUGAACUAUUGCAGCAUGAUGUCAUCUUGUGCACCUGCACUGCAGCUUCACAUCCUUUAUUAGCUAAAGUUCUUGAUAUAAAACAGAUCAUCAUUGAUGAAUGCGCCAUGGCAACAGAACCUGAAGCCUUUAUUCCCCUUGUGACGCAUAAACCUGAGCAGAUUGUUCUUCUGGGCGACCACGAGCAGUUACAACCUGUUGUUCAGUGUGAAGUUGUGGCGAGGUUGGGCAUGAAUAAAUCUCUUUUUGAACGUUACAGGGAAAAAGCGCUGAUGCUUGACACUCAAUACAGAAUGCAAGAAGCCAUUUGUGCGUUUCCAUCUGAGGAGUUUUACAGAGGACAGUUAAAGACUGAUAAAAAACACAAACCAGGUCUGUUCCUAAAUGAAGCGCAAAGACCAACACACAUCAUCUUCGGUCAUGUUGAAGGAAAGGAGAUCAGUCUGGUGGUCUCAACAGAACGAGGCAAUGAAAAUUCAAAGGCAAAUGUGGAAGAGGCAAAAGAAACGGUGCGGAUUGCCAAAGAUUUGAUUCAGGCUGGGAUACACACACGAGACAUUGCUAUACUGACACCGUAUAAUGCACAGGUGUCAAACAUCAGUGACAUGCUGUUUAAAAAGGGCUUGCGUGACAUCACAGUCACUACUAUCAUGAAGAGUCAAGGAAGUGAAUGGAAAUAUGUCAUCUUGUCAACUGUGCGCUCCUGUCCUCAGUCUGAUAUAGAGCCGCAGCCGACCAAAUCCUGGAUUACAAGCCGUCUUGGAUUUAUCACAGAUCGACAUCAAGUCAAUGUGGGCAUCACUAGAGCACAAGAAGGCCUGUGUAUCAUUGGUAAUGAGAACUUGCUGAGGUGUAAUGCUUUAUGGAGAAAACUUCUUGAUCAUUAUCAAAAGAAAUGAUGUGCGAUUAAUCCUGCCAGCAACAUCCAGGUUCAAAAACCUCAGUCAGGACCUGUGAGAACUUACAGAAGAUAAAUCAUUGAUUUGAUUUUUGAUUUAUUGAUGAUUGAUAUCUAUUAAUGUUAGACUUUACAUUUAGGCCUACUCUACAAUUUUGAAAAUGCAUAGAAACAGGUCAGGGCCUUUUAACAGGUAUCACGCACCUUCUGCCAAGCAGACAUGAGGAUUUGAAACACAUUGGUAUUUAUUACAUGCUGAAGUUGAAUAUAUAUAAUGAGUAUAUAACUUAUGGAAAUGUGUGAGCAUUUAUAUAUUUGUAAAUUUUAUAAUAUAUAUUUAAUAUAAGUUAGUUUUGUCUUAUUAACUGAAUUUUGCUCUGAUCUCAAGAGGACCAUUAAAUAAACAAAUAAAUUAUGAAAUUUCUAUUUCUGCAUGCAAUGUUUAUAUUUGUCCACCUGAUGGUGCCAUACACGCAUAUGAAGCUUGCUUUUAAUGCCUGACAAUAUGCUAUAUAAGUUAUGGAGUUAUUUAACAUGUAUACCAGUUUUUUUUUUUGAAUAUAUGUUGAAUAAAUAAGUUUCCCCUGUGUUAGUUGCAAUAUUUAACAUGAUUUAUGAAGAGAAUACAUUUUGGUUACAUUUGGUUACAAAUACAUUUGAGGUAUAUAUUU